Molecule: messenger RNA, 702 nt
Organism: Prorocentrum cordatum
Lineage: Eukaryota; Dinophyceae; Prorocentrales; Prorocentraceae
Source: the annotation of a GenBank genome assembly
AUGAUGACAGGACAAGGGGGGGUGCCAGUGCCACCCCCGCCGCCGCAGCAGCCCCCGUCGCCAGCCCCAGCCGCGGCCGCAGCGGGCCCGCUGGCGGACCAAGCUGCGGAACCCAGUGCCGCGGGCGCGGUGAUAGACGAGAUGGUGGCAGCCCCCGCGGCGGGCAUCGUGCCCGUGCCGUGUUCGCCGGCCAGGGACCCCGCGGCUGCCCAGAACCUGUCUUUGGUGACUGGCUUGCGGCGGCUGGCACGCGUGGAGGGCCUGGAGCUCUGCCGCCGACGCCCGCCCGAGCACUUCCUGUCCCGCCUGGGCGCGACGGGCUCCAGCUACGAGGCGCGGGCCGCGUGGUGGCACUGGUGGGAGCCGGACGGCACCGCGCCCGCCAUGCGGGUCGGGGAGGCCGCGGAGGACGCGCCCUGCCUCGAGGGCGGCGCGGCGCGGCGCAUGCUGUCGUCGAGCACGAGCUGCUGCCAGAGGAUGAACGCCCACCAGUGCUCCACGCCGAGGGGCGUCUUGACGCCGUGGGCUGCGCACGCGCCCAGGGCCGCGGCCGGCGCGCGGCCGGUGGUGGUGGCGGUGCCCUGCGGCAGCGGCGCGGUGCUGCCCGCGCCGCCCUGGCGGCAGCUGCCGGCGAAACCCGUGGCAGCCGUGACGCUGCGGCCGAGGGGGCAGCCGUGGCCCGCCAGGCCCGGCGGCGCCUGA